CGGUUAACUGUCUACUUCCAUUUUUGUAGGUUUCGUGUAGUUAUAAAAGAUAGUCUCAAUCGGCUCGAUUCGCCUGCGUUGCAAUGGGAAAGAUCCCCUCUUUUAAGGAUGAAUUCACUUUCGACCAAAGGCUUGAAGAAUCCCGCGAUAUCAUUGCCAAAUAUCCCAAUCGGGUCCCUGUGAUUGUGGAAAGAUACUCAAAAGCAGAUCUUCCAGAAAUGGAAAAGAAAAAGUAUCUGGUUCCUCGGGACAUGUCUGUUGGACAAUUCAUUCAUAUCUUAAGCUUGAGACUUCGUCUGAGCCCUGGAAAAGCACUGUUUGUGUUUGUGAAGAACACGUUGCCACAAACAGCUACGCUUAUGGACUCUCUCUAUGAAUCUUUCAAAGAGGAUGAUGGUUUUCUGUAUAUGUGUUACAGCAGUGAGAAAACCUUUGGUUGUGCUACUAAUCAGAUUACUCAAGUGUAAGCUUUGUGCAUUAUUGUAAAGUUCCUUGGUUCCUUUCGUUCUCUGGAUGAUGGAUCCUCAAUAUUGAAGCUCAGCCUGGUAUUGUAGUGUUGUAGCUUGCAUCACUCAUUCUGUAAAUCCUUAUAACAUUAACUCAUUCUACAAGUUAUUGUUAUCAAUAUCAAUGAACUUGAACACAAAUAUGUAAUCUUGCAUUCAUUGUGUGACUUCGUAUUGACAUCUCAAUUCUGUUUCUAUGAUGUUGUAUUUUGUUGUCUAAUGGGAAAAGAAAGACCCUCACUUAAGGAUUAUUGAAA
This is a messenger RNA of Gossypium raimondii (Peruvian cotton), 763 nucleotides long. Its product is annotated as autophagy-related protein 8i. The transcript has 5 exons. Lineage: Eukaryota; Viridiplantae; Streptophyta; Magnoliopsida; Malvales; Malvaceae. Gene Ontology annotation, biological process: cellular response to nitrogen starvation. The record is from RefSeq and is a predicted model, not a curated record. Bases 84 to 467 code for a protein of 127 amino acids.